AGGCCAAUUCACUUGACCAAAGGCCAUAACAGUGUCAGAAGACCCCUCCAACACCCAGCAAUUUAUUCCCAGUGACUACAGCACGACCUACGGUGCUCUCGUUUGAAGCCGAAUCCCUUCCCAGACAAACUCGUGCCUCCAGGACGACUUCGCACUUAGAUGCCUUACUCUGCGUUCGAACAUGUCGAGCCUCAAUAUCCCUGCUCUGCUCGUCGAACUCGGUUCAAUACCUCUGCCAGUCGCCGGACGUUUCGUCGAUGAGUCCACUAUCCAGGUCACUUACUCGGUUGCUGACUACGCACGGAGCACCAGACGAGCUACCAGUAGAACGAUAUGGCUUGACGGUCCUCGGUUUCGUAGAGCGCCGACGCAGGACAUCUCCGAUGUUGUUCUGAGUGCACUGUCACCCUCGGGUGAGAUGGAAGCCGUUCUGCGCGAGACCGCGGACAGGAAACGCGUCGUCGAGGUCUGGCGCGCGGGACAACUUGACGUAUCACACGACGUGACGGAGGCGCACGACGGGUUCUACAGUGACGCGGCGUAUGGGACGCUGCAUUUCUCGCCGUCGGAGACAGCAGUGAUCUACGUGGCCGAGGCAAAACCACCUCAGAAUGCAGAUCCUGCGUACAAGAAGUUCGAGUAUACUCCGCCUCUGGGAGAAGGAUACCCAGGUCGCAAGCGGCCCACGGUGUUCAUUCUUCGCUGGGCAGCCCCGCAGGCGUCUGUUGGAGAGCACUGGGAGUCCCCAGUUCUUGCAUCGCUGGACCUCAUCAGUGCCUCGAAGGGUGUACCGACUCGCUUCGGCCAGGUUCUUUUCUCACCAUACGACAAGGAGGAGCGUCAGCUGUACGCGACUGGUUACGACUUGGCACCAGACGGACGCCUUCUUGGCAUCGUCUACUGCGCCAAUCGCCCCAGUGGGAUCUGGCACCUGACGAUCCCUUCGGUUGAGCGGAAGGAUGAGGCCGCCGAAGCGAAGCCCGUCCGCCUCGCUGUAGACUCAGCGACACGCUUGACUCCCGCCAACUUGGCCUGCCGCUCGCCUCGCAUAGACCACGCAUCUGGCGAUCUCUACUUCAUCGCUUGCCCUGUAGGCGGACCGCAUGCAUCUACGACGACCAUCUGGAGAUUCCCGAUAACCUCUUCCACCAUCGAGAAGGCCGCGCCGCAGCUCGUCCUCGAUGUCGUGCAAGACCCCUACGCUGAUAGUGCGCUCGAUGACCUGGAUGCGCCUUUUCCAGGCUUCUAUCCCGGCAGUGUCCUCCCGAAGUCCCCCUUCGUCACGAUCAGCGACAAGCUUUAUAUCGUCUCAGUCACGACCUGGCGUUCUCGCGAUACCGUCGUAAUGAUCUCCGCGAACAAGGUGAGGGACUUGUGUCCCGGCGACGAGGUUGUCAGCUGGGCGGUGCUAGACGUACGCGGCAACAAGAUCCUCGCAGUGCGCAGCUCGCUGUCGAUCCCGUAUGAACUUGCUGUGGGCAAUUUGGAUGAGGCAGGGAAGGUGACGUGGAGCGUCGUCGAGAAACCUGCGCUAAAGCCAGCUGUUCGCGACGUCCUCAGUCGUAUGACGACCUCCGUCUUGCAAGUGCCGGGGCACAAGACGCUAGAGGGACUUGUGCUUAGUUUGUCCGGAGGCAGCACAAAUGGAACACCACCUCCGACUAUCCUUGAGCCUCACGGCGGCCCUCAUAUGGCUGCUGUACCGGAGUUUUUCCUUCGCACGGCAGUCUUUGUGGCAGCUGGAUGCUCUCUGGGCUUCGGCGAAGCUGCCGUCCGCGCACUUCCUGGCAACUGCGGCAGACUUGACGUCGAGGACUCCCUUGCGGUCCUCCGCGAGCUGAUCCGGCAGGGGAAGGCAUCGGACGACCCACGCAAGUUGUUUUACACGGGUGGGAGUCAUGGCGGCUUCAUUGGUGGACAUAUCGUAGGCCAAUAUCCAGACCUCUUCGGUGCCUGCGUCCUGCGCAAUCCAGUUAUUUCUGUGGGAGAAGUAUCGACUUCGGAUAUGCCGGACUGGUUCUUCAACGAGUUUGGUAUUGAGUAUCCAGUCAUCGACAGCGACGGCGCGAAGCGUAAGCAGGGUCAAGCCUUGCUUUUCCUCAGUCAUCAGAACUUGACUCUUGCUUCUGCAGCACCGCUCAUGACACCCGAAAACUACGCGCGUCUGCAUAGCGCUUCACCCAUCGCGCACGUCGAGCGGGUGCGCACGCCUGUCUUGCUACAGGUCGGCGACUCGGAUUUGCGUAUCGCACCGACAAAUGGCUUGGGCUACUACCACGCCCUUCGCGCGUAUGCAUACAAAGAAGAUGGCCUGGAGGACACGGAGAAAAGCAGUCGAACGAACUUACUCGUGUUUCCGGGAAUGAACCACGGUUUAGAUGGGCUGGAGGAGAGUAAAGCGGUGAUACUGUCGACCUUGGCUUGGUUGGGAAAGUGGGGAGACAGGCCUUGAGGUAUAUUGCAGUUUAGUCAGUACGGACAAUCUCGUGGCAGCGUACACUUCGUGCGAAAGGCGCUUGCUAGUAGACGUUGAUCACCA
Messenger RNA from Schizophyllum commune H4-8, 2539 nucleotides. RefSeq names its product alpha/beta-hydrolase. The transcript is spliced from 7 exons. Bases 182 to 2452 code for a protein of 756 amino acids. NCBI's taxonomy places the organism in Eukaryota, Fungi, Basidiomycota, Agaricomycetes, Agaricales, Schizophyllaceae. Gene Ontology annotation, biological process: proteolysis. Gene Ontology annotation, molecular function: serine-type endopeptidase activity. The record is from RefSeq and is a predicted model, not a curated record.